UUUGGUGGUGUCCUAUGAGCAUGAGGAAGUUACUUGUUGUCAGGGGAAUAGGGUGUUUAGAACGCUAACAGCCUUUAUUGUUUACUACGUCAAAAUCUGAUAGUGAUAUAUUACAAUGUCAUCAAUUUUGAAUAAAAUUAGUUAUUUGAGAGAGUUGUCAUUGCCUUUCAAUUGCUAUGAAACAGGUCAUACUUGGACUCCCUCGUGCACCGAUGCUGCUCUUACUAUUGGCGCUACUACAUUUAGAGAAGCAUUAAAGAUAUAUGGUUCUUUGUAUGUGGUCUCUCAAAUAUUUAGUUGGAAGUUUGACUUGAAAACAUUUAGGAAAACCUUAGAAAGUACACUUACAUCAUCAUGCUUCCUUAGUUUCAAUGCAUUUUCUUUCAUCUCGAUAUUCUGUGGUAUCAGGAGAAUCAUGGGAAAAUUUUACUACUUACACUGCGCUUACAUACCAGCUUUUACUGCAAGUUUUCUAGCAAUUCUGAUUGAAAGAGAAAGUAGGCGUCAGCCACUAGCCUUGUAUGUUAUAAAUAUUGCUUCUGAAACAAUCUUCCGAAUGCUUGUGACAAGAGGAUAUACUCAGCCACUACCCCAGGGUGAGGUGUUAAUAUUUAGCCUUACAAUGGGAGUAUUAAUGUAUGUGAUUAGGAAAAAUGGUUUUUCUAAAGACUUGGUUGGCAUGGGAAUGAGAUUUCUUCUUGGUUCUGAAGAAGUAAAGUUACAGUCAAAUUCUGAACACUUAGAUCCUUGCAAAAUGAAGCACAAUGUUAUUAAGGCUCUAAAUCAGAAAAAAAUAAAUGGGAAACCUUUGCCUCUGAAUAACACGGCAGUUAAUUUUGCUACAAAUUUUGCCACUUUCAUUUCAUCAGUAUUUCAACAAGGAAGAAAACAGCUCGGCCAGACUCCACUGGUUAAUUUUCUGAAAACUCAUCCUCAUCAUCACUCUUGUCCUCACGCUUUCAGCUGCCCAUCGUAUAUAUUGAAGGGAUUUCUCCAACCUUUUCUUGUGGGUUAUAGUGCACGUACUGCCAUGCAUAUCUUCUCAUCUUUCCAACAUAUCAUCAAAAAUCCAUCUCUCAUUCUCAGACUUCUUACUAAUAAACAGAAUUUAAGUGUGGGACUAAGUGUGGGAGGAUUUUUUGGAAUAUUCAAGCUUGUAAGUUGUCUACUGAGGUGGGUUCACAAUAAGGACAGUGAGUGGCAUGCCAUUCCAGCUGGACUCUUGGCAGGGUUGACGAUGUUAAUUAAUCCUAACUCAACUGUGGCCUUGUAUUUAGCAUGGAAGGCUGUUGAGAUUGUCUAUACUAUUGGAGUAAAAAAGAGAGUACUUCCUUCUAUUCCUGGUUCCAUCUUAAUACUCUAUGCUGCUUCUACAGCGUUACUGUUUUAUGCAGCUUUUAUGGAACCCCACAACUUAAAACCGACAUACAUACGAUUUUUGAACCGACUAACUGACAAUAGACUUGAGUUGAUCAACCGCCAUGUAAUGGAUGUUUUUGGGACUCAUGCUUCCAAGAUGUACCACGACUUUUGGCCUGAUCUUGAUCCUCGCUACACCAGUCGUGCCUUCCAAGAGACCAUUUUAGUAUGGCUAGCAGGGUCACCAGAGCGUUGAAGUAGUAGUUACAUUUACAUGUGGUUUAAGAAUAGUUUUAAUUAAUCACCUUCUGAAAUAUAAUUUUUCAGUGUCUUGUUACAUUGUCACUUCAGUACAUUAGUGACAUUUAAGUUUGGAAAAACUUUUAAAGUUUCAUUACCAGUCUGAAUAAGGUGCUUUAGAGGGUUUUUUUUCAAGCAUGAGAAAUAUAUAGCUUGAGAGAGAAAGUACAACUACAUGCAAAAGUCAUAUAUAAUAUUGAAACUUAACUUUUUUCUGUGUUAAGAGAAUACUGUAAAUUAGAAUAAUGAUGAAGUAUGUACUAGAGGAAUGUGGUAAAUCCAAUCACUUAUUAAGUGGGCUUUUUACUGAUGUUUGAAGUUUUGAAAAUGAUUAAUUGGUGUGUUUUGUAUUUUAAUCUCAUACAUUUAGGUUCACAAAUUCUGAAUACUUCAUAUCUUUACUAUUAUGAUUAUUUGUUAGUUAUAAGUACCUCUUAAUAUCACUCGUACUUCUUCCUCCAGGAAGCAGAAUGUUGUUGAUAUGUGAUGACUGCUGUCUUUGUGUCGUGUUACAGCUGGCUUUCACAUCAGUUAGCAGUAACUGUGCUGUUAUUUUCUACUUUAUCAAUUUACUUAUUUUAUAUAACUUGUUAUAAUCUGAUCUUAUUGUUUACUAAAUCUUGAACAUAUUUAAGACAGAAGUUAGUUUACAAUGUUAUUGCUUGUAAAUCUCAAAGAACUCAUUUUAGAUUACCACAGGAGAAAAUGAUUGAUUUGUGUCUGGUACUACUAGUAUUCAAAAUUUAACAUUUUUGGAAUACAGACAAUUUUCUUCACUUUGCUCUAUUACAAACUUUAUAAACUACUAAGAAUUGGAGGCAUGUAUUACCUCACUCUACACUUUUCUUCUUGUCAAACUACUUUUAUAACUUGGAUGUUAAACCUGAAACUCUUUCACCGACUAACUGGCUAAAUCAUAUUUUUCAAAAUGAAACCUCAGUAAUACAGUUUUAAUAAUGCUUUCAGAACAGUUUUAAAAAACGUUAAACGACUUUCUUUAUAAUCAUUUUACAUUUAACCAGUUUGUAACAAAAAACAUUGAUGGACCAGUGAAAUAUAUAUUUAAAACAUUAAACACAAACAAAGGCAAAGGAAUGUGACAAUUAACACAUAAAGGCAAAGAAAUGUGACAAUAAACACAUAAAAGUGGAAAAAAUAAAUGUCUUAGCUAACCUGAUACUAUAAAUGUUUCCCAUUUUUUUAUUUAUUUGUUUGAUAAUUAGUUUUUCUAUUUGAGGGUUACUGAAUAAAUAUUUUGCAAUUUUAGUAAAUUUAUUUUUACACCUAUUUAGGCUCGUUUGAGGUGAAAUUAUAUUUAAAAAGGUAUGUAUAUUGUACCAUAAACAUUCGUUGUUUAUCAAAUUCACAAAAGCGUUUAAACAUUUUAAAAGGUUUAUACUUUAUUUUACUUAAGUUUGGCAUAUCUCAGUUGCGAGUUUUGUUUUAUUUUUAGAAGGAUGAAGUCAACAGUUAGCCUCAAUCAAUGAAUUUUUAAUUUUUUGAGUAGUGGCAUGUGAUUUAUGUUGUAUUUACUGAAAUAUCCUCCUUAUAUAAGCUACCUCAGCACCAAUAAAAUGUCUAUGCCUUACAUCUAUGAAACAUUGUGAACUAAUAUACUGAAUUUGUAUUCCUCCACCCAUUUUGGAUUUAUAUUAGUGACUGUAAUAUUUUAAAGCUUUUUUCUAGUAUUUACAGUGCCUCUGUAUGGCAUCUUCAGUGUAAAAUGCACCACUUGAGAAAGUAUGUUUAUUACAAAUGCAUACAUGUUUUAAGAGUUCUCUAUUGGAUAUUACUCUGUUAGCUUACAGUAAUGGUAUAAACAUGAUACAAUCAUCAAUCUAAAAAAGAAUUAAACCAAAGUUACAGGCACUGAUGUUUAAUACACACAUGUUGACCAAGAAGAAAAAUUAAUAUCAAUAUUCAAAUCAAUAAGACUUAAAACUUUUUUCUUGUUACAUAAGGGUUUUUGGUUUUCAUAAGUACUAGACUAAUUAUAUGCUAUAUUUUAAACAUUAGUUGAAGCUACAAAGUUUAUAUUAGUAAUCCUUGUAUUAUAUAGUUUAUUGUUUCAAAUGUUCAUCAGUUUGAUUACGUUUCUUAUAGUUGAAUGAGCCUGUUUAACUGUGUAAAAAGGUAUAAAACAGAAACAACAAAAACUUAAUUGUGCAUUUUUUAAAAAUCAAUUUUAUUCUAAGUUUUAGGUGCAUUAAAUAAUAUUGUCAGCAGUUAGUAAUCAAUUCAGAUUACAGUAAUGUUGUCAUUUGUUGCUUUAAAAUGUACAGUUUAUUUACAGUUUUAUUUAUUAGAUAAAUUUAAUUCCUUGAUAUUAUUGUAGAAUCAGAAAGAGUUUAGAAGUAUCAAGUUCUCUACAUUUGCAAACAAACUUUAUAGUAAAAAAAACUGGUGGAAUGCUAUAUUUUUAUUCUAAUUUUUUUUUUGGGGGGGGGGUUGUCAGGGAAAUAUUUUUAACUGAACACAAUCAACUUUGAAAGUUUUGCCUAACUCUAGUAUGAAGUACCAGUACUUUUUUUAAUGAAAGAGAACUUGAGAUGUUUUCAUAUGCAAACUUGUUAUUGUUUAUGUACCCAUUAAGAAGUGUAUGUUUAUAUAUUUUUAUAAAUCUGACAGAAUUUGUUUAACAUAGAAAGGAACUUCAUGAUCGUUAUGCAAAAUACGCAUUUUUGUAUAGUUUAAUGCUGGGGGGGUGGGGGUAAAAAGGAAAUAAAUAAUAAAUACACACAUUAAUUGGAUUAACUGGGAUAUAU
Molecule: messenger RNA, 4424 nt
Organism: Limulus polyphemus (Atlantic horseshoe crab)
Lineage: Eukaryota; Metazoa; Arthropoda; Merostomata; Xiphosura; Limulidae
Product: transmembrane protein 135-like
Exons: 13
Coding region: 116-1615 (499 amino acids)
Source: RefSeq, a predicted model, not a curated record